Messenger RNA from Hyaloperonospora brassicae, 1770 nucleotides. The record is from the annotation of a GenBank genome assembly. Lineage: Eukaryota; Oomycota; Peronosporomycetes; Peronosporales; Peronosporaceae.
AUGCGGGUUCAUCGUGUUGCCACACUGUCUGCGGUCUGUCUGUCGUUCCUCGGCGCUGUCGCGACUGCCAAGAAAUCGAAUCUCAACGGCUGGUACAAGUGUUCUGACGUCACGUUUUCCGACGAGGGGAACUCGACUGGUAUGAUCGCGGAGUGUGCGGUGUACAAAGCGCCGUUGUGCUACCCUGGUAUCUGUGUGGCUCCAGCGUCGGUGGACCCGACUGUCGACAUCUUUGUCAAGAGGCUCCCCGCAGCGUCUGAAGACCCUGCUACAGCACACAACGUGUGGCUUUUGCAAGGCGGUCCUGGGAUCUCGUCGAGCUCAUUGGAAUCGACCAUGAGCUAUCUGAACUAUCAGCUCGAAGGGAAAUUCAACAUUUACACGAUGGAUCACCGUGGCACGGGCCGCAGCACACGUCUCGACUGUGUGUCAGCUCAGGCCACGACUACUGGCUCUCCUUUCGGGAGCGAAAUUGAGCUGUCCGAAGUCACUGCGUGCGCGCAGGAUCUCAAAUACAAAUACGGCGACCUGGCUUCGUUUUCCAUAACGAGUUCUGCCACGGACAUUGCGACGUUCAUCGCCAAGUAUACGAACGGCGAAGACACUAUUGUGUAUGGUUUGAGUUACGGCACGACACUGGCAGAACGGCUCAUGCACCUGAAAACACCGACGGUGAUCGGCUAUGUGCUGGACGGCGUUGCCACGACCUCUGCAGCGGCGGAGGACAAGUUUCAGUACGUUUCGAAAAUGGAAGUCAACUCUGGGGAGAUGGGCGACGCUUUCCUUGAUGUGUGCAUCGACGACGAAGGCUGCAGUCGCCACUUCAGGCCCAGGAGUUUGCCUGCUUCCCUACGGCAUCUCAUCGAGAAAUUUGACAAGGAACCCCACUCGGCGUGCGCUCAGCUGGUAAAGAAGGAAGGCCUCAACCCUCGUGACUCACCGUCCUUAUCGCUCCGUAGUGUUCUGGGAUGGAUGCUACCUGAUCCGGCGUUGCGGGCAUUCAUUCCGGUGGUUGUCUACAGGCUGAGUCACUGUGAGAAAGGAGACCUCACUGUGUUGACGCGGUUCUUUACGAGCUUCAAGUUGUACAUUGAAAGAGAAAACCAGGACGUGGCGUACAGAUCUCUGCUUCUGUACCAUCUGAUCGUCUUCUCUGAAAUGUGGGAGACGCCUGCGCCGUCAUUCGGAGUGCUGAAAAAACGACUGGCAGACUCGACAAUGUACCCAGGUGAGUAUGAAAAGAUGCACGAGACGGGAUUGGUCGAGGCGAAUCAGUAUUACUGCGCUUAUUCCAAGGAGAAGUCACCGGCGUGCGACAAACUUCAUUUGGGCAACAACGGAUCAAGUGCGAUCAUCUACAAGCGCGACCGAUACUGGAACAAGACGUCAGUCAUUCCAAGCCACGCAAGCGUUUUGAUACUGAGUAGCAAAAUGGAUGCUCAGACGCCUCACAAGUACGCGAAGGCCCUGUUCAAAGGGAUGGUCGGUUCCAACAAAGAACUAGUGACUUUCAAGUAUGCUACUCAUGGCACCGUCAUGUCCACCGAGCUUGCUGGAGGAGGCGAGUUCACUGAAACAUGCGGAAUGAAGCUGCUGGGGUCAUACGUCAAGAAUGGCGGAAACCUCGACAGACUUGACAAGUCGUGCCUGAAAGAGAUGCCGGCAUUGAAUCUGACGAUACCGAUGGGACAGCGGACAUACUUUUUGGGUCUAACCGAGGAUGCGUACGAUGGUGGUACGACGAGAGCCAGGACCUCCCUCUCUGCGUAG